Molecule: messenger RNA, 1040 nt
Organism: Photinus pyralis (common eastern firefly)
Lineage: Eukaryota; Metazoa; Arthropoda; Insecta; Coleoptera; Lampyridae
Gene: Hr83
Product: nuclear receptor subfamily 2 group F member 5
Exons: 5
Coding region: 1-810 (269 amino acids)
Biological process (GO): anatomical structure development; regulation of transcription by RNA polymerase II; cell differentiation
Molecular function (GO): zinc ion binding; RNA polymerase II cis-regulatory region sequence-specific DNA binding; nuclear receptor activity
Source: RefSeq, a predicted model, not a curated record
AUGGGUCGCUCCUUGCCUUCGCCCGUCCCUUGCAAGGUUUGCGGCGAUAGAUCCUACGGAAAACAUUAUGGGGUGUAUUGCUGCGACGGGUGCUCCUGCUUUUUUAAACGAAGCGUCCGAAGGAAUAUAAUUUAUACUUGCAUUUCCGGCGACGGGCGUUGUAUCAUUGAUAAGGCUAGGCGAAAUUGGUGCCCGUAUUGCCGAUUACAACGUUGUUUCGCCGUUUGCAUGAAUACAGCAGCCGUUCAAGAGGAACGCGGCCCGAGAAAGUCAAAAAUGCAUCCGCCCCAAGUGCUCAAAUUAUCGCGAGAAUUACAGCCUAUACAUGAAAUAUCGGCACAAAUUCUACUAGCUACAAUAAAAAGUGUAAGACAUAACGCAGGAUUUGGUACACUAAGCAAGCAUGCUCAAGACGAAGUUUUGGUCUACUUGUGGGCACCAUUGUUCAUUUUGAAAGCGGCGUACUGGCCCUCGUACUCUAUUAAUCUGUUACCAAACCUUCAAAAUGUAAUAAGAACGUUUAGAAACCUACAGCUGCACCACAUGGAAAUUGAGUGCUUGGAAAACAUACUGUUGUGUAGAACCGACCUCAUUGCAGACGCCUUUCAGGCACGGUUGGCCGCUAAUAUACAAGAAGGAGCUAUAGGAAACUUGAAGGUAAUUACAAAUUUUGACCAAAGUCGAUUUGAAAAAGUUCUACUGUCAGUUCCUUUAUUAUACAUGGUACCAGCAGGAACAAUAUGCUCUUUAUUGUUUCAACCAAUUAUUGGAGCCAUUCCUAUAGAAGCAGUUGUCUUAACCAUUAACUAAAUACUAUGUGUAGUUAUAUAUUAUUAGCAUUAAUACACAAUGGUUAGGGGUAACAUCCUUUUAAUUUAAUGCGCUCACAAAUGGAGUUUGCAGAAUAUCGUUAAAUCAACUAAAAAACUGCUGCUGUCUAAGACUAGGCGCACAUCUUGCGAUUUUCUGUCGCGCGAUCCUUUAGUCGCAAAAAUAUGAAAAAUUGUAACCCUCAGAUUAAAUGGUUGUUGUAUAUGUAU